UUCCCUCGCUGGCGUGUUGUAAAUUGCUCUAUUCCAUCAGUGAAGUCGUGGGUAAUAGUUGAAGGUAUCCAUGGUUUUUUUGUGGAAACUCGGGGUUGGCUUCUCGGGAGAUCAGGCUCGUAGCAGAUUGAGAUUGCUCCAUAUGACCUUUCGAGAGUUCAUCUGAAUUGGUCGUGACCAGGGAAGCGAAUGCGGACACUCCUAAAUGAGUGGGGGAUUUACAGGUGGGUGAAAUACUAUGAUAGCGAAAGGUGAUCCCAUGGUGUUGGUCGAGUUGUUGCUGUGAACUUGGAAGGGGUUGAAAUGUUGGGGUUAUGGAGAUCGUCACUCUGCUCCAACAAGGCCGCCAAGAGAAUCAUCCCUGUUCUGGGUGUUUUCAGGGUUUAUCACUCCACAAACGAUUCUGCCGGUCUCAGAGUUCGUUUGCAGGAUACUAGUUUUCAGGGUGUCAAAUCGAGCAUUGCUGGGUCUACUUGGCUGAUGACGAAGCUCGGUAAGGAAGGGCGGAUCUUGGAAGCACGCAAGGUGUUCGAUGAAAUGGCUGUGAGAGACGAGAUGGCGUGGACCACUCUGAUAUCUGCUUAUAUCAAGUGUGGGUUGAUUGAAGAGGCACGUAAGCUGUUUGAUAGGGCAGAUGCCAAGAAAAAUGUGGUGACUUGGACGGCCAUGCUUGGUGGGUACGUGAAGUUGGGUAGAAUACGUGAAGCGGAGACUUUGUUUGAUGAAAUGCCCCAUAGAAAUGCUGUCUCGUGGAACACUAUGAUUGACGGGUACGCACGAAACAAUCAAGUUGACUCGGCCUUGAAGUUGUUUGAGAGCAUGCCGGGGAGGAAUGUGGUUUCAUGGAAUACAGUUAUCGCUGCUUUGGUAAAGCGUGGGAGGAUUGUGGAGGCAAAGACGCUUUUUGAUCAGAUGCCGAGAAGGGAUGUAAUUUCCUGGACAGCAAUGGUGGCAGGUUUGUCUAAAAGUGGAAUGAUCGAUGAGGCAAGAGAGUUGUUUGAUAAAAUGCCAGAACGUAAUGUCGUCUCAUGGAACGCAAUGAUCACUGGUUAUGCACAGAAUAAGAGGUCAAAGGAUGCUCUUGAUUUGUUCGAGAGAAUGCCAGAGAGGGAUGUGCCAUCAUGGAAUACGAUGGUCACGGGGCUUAUUCACAAUGGAGACAUAGAGAGGGCCAGGGAUUUGUUCAAUGAGAUGACCCAGAGGAAUGUUGUCUCUUGGACUACCAUGAUCACAGGGUAUGUUCAGGAUGGGCAAAAUGAAGAAGCGCUGAAGAUAUUAUUGAAGAUGAUGGCUGAUGAUGAGAUAAAGCCUAAUCAAGCAACCUUCGUGAGCAUUUUGGGCGCUUGCAGUGACUCGGCGGGUCUUGGGGAAGGAAAGCAAAUUCAUCAGGUAAUUUGUAAAACACCAUAUCAUGAUGAUAGGUUUGUGGCAUCGGCUCUCAUAAACAUGUAUUCAAAAUGUGGGGAGUUAGUCACUGCAAGGAAGAUGUUUGACGAUGGUUUGUGGAGCCAAAGGGAUUUAAUAUCAUGGAACUGUAUGAUUGCAGCUUACGCUCAUCAUGGAUGUGGAAGAGAGGCGAUCACUCUGUUCAACCAAAUGACAGAUUUGGGUUUUAAACCCGACGACUCCACCUUUGUGGGGUUGCUCUCCGCAUGUAGCCAUGCUGGUUUAGUGGAGGAGGGCCUAGAGUACUUCAGCAGGCUUGUGCGGGACGGAUCCGUGCAGUUGAAAGAAGAUCACUUUGCAUGUUUGAUUGAUCUGUGCAGUCGAGCGGGUAGGCUGGAGGAAGCUUUCGAUUGCAUUGAGCAAGUUGCGGACAAGCCAUCUGCAUGUCUUUGGGGAGCCCUUCUAGCGGGAUGCAACUAUCACGGGAAUGCAGAAAUCGGCAAGGUGGCUGCAGAGAAGCUUUUCGAGUUGGAACCAGACAACGCUGGUACAUAUUCAUUGCUGUCUAAUAUAUACGCAUCGAUGGGUAAAUGGAGAGACGCUGCAAGAGUGAGGUUGGAAAUGAAGGAGGGGGAGUUAAAGAAGCAGCCGGGUUGUAGUUGGAUUGAGGUGGGGAAUACGUUUCAUGUGUUUGUGGUUGGCGACAAGUCUCAUCGUCAAAAGGAGCUUAUCUAUCCUUUUCUCCUCGAUCUUCACUCGAAAAUGAAAAUGAAGAGGUCUAGUUCUGUACAAAAUGAUGUUGAUCGAGCAGAGGACGAUGACUUUUCGGAAGCAUGAAAGUCUAGAUACUUGCCCUCUC
Messenger RNA from Rhodamnia argentea, 2245 nucleotides. RefSeq names its product pentatricopeptide repeat-containing protein At2g35030, mitochondrial. The transcript has a single exon. Bases 304 to 2223 code for a protein of 639 amino acids. Gene Ontology annotation, biological process: RNA modification. The record is from RefSeq and is a predicted model, not a curated record. Gene Ontology annotation, molecular function: protein binding; RNA binding. NCBI's taxonomy places the organism in Eukaryota, Viridiplantae, Streptophyta, Magnoliopsida, Myrtales, Myrtaceae.